AUGGCAAAUACAUCAGAGCUAAUGCGCUACCAAGCGGUACUCCGAGAUCGUCAAAAUACUGGCCCUGGCAAAAAGAAUGUAAUCGAUCCAAUGGUAGAGGAACUUCGAAUGGCACCCCUUGUUUGGUGGAAGGUGAAGGAGCACAUUGAGCCCCAGCAACAGGUUAAACGUGGCUACGCGGUAUUAGGCCAUAUUCCAGACAUUGACAACAGACCAAAAAAAGACGUACCCAUCUCUAGUAACGCAACAAGAACCCCAGUCCUACUAAACACUGAUUCACCCUGGUCUGCUUUCCUCUGCGGUUCUCAAGGGUCUGGAAAAUCGCAUACUCUGUCGUGUAUGCUCGAAAACUGUCUUUUGACCGACAAAGCAAUCCUUCCUCGAGUUGGAUUAAAUCCUCACCCACUUGCGGGACUGGUGUUUCACUACGAUCGGUGUCAGGGCAGCGGAGUUUGCGAGGCCGCCUACCUCUGCACCAACGUUCCGACGACUGUUCUUACAAUACUCAUGAUUCUCCGCAAAAUGGCUAUCAAAUCACAAGGUCUAGGUACUUUUGACUACAUCACCUUCAAGAACGAGCUAGCUGCUACCAAGUUCACCAGCGCCCAAGAUGGCCCCAUGAAACUCCGCCUUGACCUGCUAGAAUCAUUCAUGAAACAUAGCAAGAAAGGCUCUAGUAUUCUGCCGAACACCGAAAACGACUUCUUGACUGGCACUCCAGGAUCUCUCACCAUUGUGGACCUGACGGAUCCCGUCAUCGACGCUGAUUCUGCUUGCGUACUAUUUGACAUAUGCCUCUCUGUAUUCAUUCAGCAGACAAAGUGCGGAAAGAUCGUCGCCCUAGACGAAGCGCAUAACUACAUGACGGAAGGCAGUAGUGCGGCCAAAGCCUUCACUGAGAAGCUGCUACGGACAGUGCGUGAGCAGCGCCAUCAAGCCGUUAGGGUUGUCAUUGCAACCCAGGAACCCAGCAUCAACACGCAGCUAUUGGAUCUAUGUAGUAUCACGAUGGUACACAGAUGUACAAGUCCUGCAUGGUUCAAUGUGCUCAAGCAUCAUGUUGCAGCGCUUUAUCUGAACUUGCCGACGGGUUCUCAGGUUGGCGCUAGUGGCGACGAAAAGGCAAAAGUGCCGAAGAGUGAUUUAGAAGUAUUCCAUGAGAUUGUUCGGCUGAAGCUUGGAGAGAGUCUAUUGUUCUGCCCGUCAGCUGUGGUUGGGGUUGUUGGAGAAGGAAUAGAAAGGAUGGAGGGGAGGUACUUUAAGUUUAAGACGAGGCAAAGGGUUACGGCGGACGGGGGGAGGAGUAAAGUUCUUAGCGAAAUAGGACGUGGGCAGGGUCCGCCUCGUGUGAGGCGGGUGCAUCGGGGUGAGCCCUAA
Molecule: messenger RNA, 1377 nt
Organism: Bipolaris oryzae ATCC 44560
Lineage: Eukaryota; Fungi; Ascomycota; Dothideomycetes; Pleosporales; Pleosporaceae
Exons: 3
Coding region: 1-1377 (458 amino acids)
Source: RefSeq, a predicted model, not a curated record